Adineta ricciae is the source of this 1041-nucleotide messenger RNA. NCBI's taxonomy places the organism in Eukaryota, Metazoa, Rotifera, Eurotatoria, Adinetida, Adinetidae. The record is from the annotation of a GenBank genome assembly.
AUGUCCAAUUUAAAUGCAACCAUUUCGUUUCUUAACGCUCUUAGUCUCGUUCAAACGAACAUUUCGAUUUAUGGAUAUUCGGUCAUCCUUAUCGUGGGCAAUAUUGGCUCAGUUUUAAAUGUUUUCGUUCUUACUCGACGACAGUACUUACAGAAUUCAUGUUCGUGUUAUAUUCUUGCGUCAACUGUCACAAAUUUGAUUAUUCUCAAUGUUGUUGUGUUAUUUCGUUUGUUAACCGGUUUCGACAUUGACCCAUCGAGAACGUCGGCAUUUUUCUGUAAAUUCCGUACUUACAUUGUUCAAAUGACUACUGCAUUGUCGAGAAUCUAUAUUGUUUUGGCAUGUAUCGACCGUUGGGCAAUGACAUCCACAGUUGUCCGUCGACGUUCAUUCACAAAUAGAAAAGUUCCGAAGAUUCUCAUUCCCAUCGUGGCAAUAGUAUGUGGCUUAUCGUUUAUUCACAUACCGUUUUACUAUGAUAUCAUUCGAAGUCGAUGUACGACUACGUCAAAUAGUUACUUGCAGUUCUAUAAUAUUUUCAACACAGUUUUAUCAGGAGUCACCAUUCCUAUUCCAAUGAUCAUUUUUAGUAUAUUAACAGUUCGUAAUGUUAAAAGACUUCAACAUCGUGUUGAUAACAAUACAUUGCUCACUGAACGAAUCAUUCCGAACAAUAUUGUCAACAAAAGACAUCAUGACUAUCAACUAUUCUAUAUGAUUUUUAUUCAACAGUGUGUUUACAUUAUAACAACUUUACCAUUUGUGUCAUAUCUAUUGUAUAUCACUAUUACCAUGUAUUCAGUGAAAUCGCCUGUUCAAACUAGUAUCGAUAAUUUGUAUAUGACGGUCGUCUUUACAUUUGUUCAUGUUAACUUUGCUGCAACAUUCUACAUUUAUGUAUUGAUAUCGCAUACAUUUAGAAAGGAUUUAAAGCGCUCAUUAUUACGCGGUCGUUUGAUAACUUGGAUUAGUGGAAAUCAACAAAAUCGAAUAACCGUCGCAUCGGUUCCACUUGAAAUCAAUUUACCUCCACGAACAUAA